Messenger RNA from Rattus norvegicus (Norway rat), 2328 nucleotides. The record is from RefSeq and is a predicted model, not a curated record. Lineage: Eukaryota; Metazoa; Chordata; Mammalia; Rodentia; Muridae.
GCUCCUGCCUCCCCUGCUCAUGCUUUCCCAGUGAGUGAGGCCGGCGCUUUAUAGCAGCCGCCUGGGCGGCUCCACCGGCUGUUUUUUGGCUCCUGCGCUUGUUCUUCCCUGUGCACUCCGCAAAGAUGCAGCUGAAACCGAUGGAGAUUAACCCCGAGGUAAAUGUGUUGGCCAAGCUGGGGGUCGCCGGGCAGUGGCGCUUUGCCGACGUGCUAGGGCUGGAGGAGGAGACUCUGGGCUCAGUGCCAUCUCCUGCCUGCGCCCUGCUGCUGCUGUUUCCCCUCACGGCCCAGCAUGAAAACUUCAGGAAAAAACAAAUUGAGGAACUGAAGGGACAAGAAGUUAGCCCUAAAGUUUACUUCAUGAAGCAGACCAUCGGGAACUCCUGUGGUACCAUUGGGCUGAUCCACGCAGUGGCCAAUAACCAAGACAAGCUGGAAUUUGAGGAUGGAUCAGUCCUGAAACAGUUUCUGUCUGAAACGGAGAAGUUGUCCCCUGAAGACAGAGCCAAGUGUUUCGAGAAGAACGAGGCCAUUCAGGCAGCCCAUGACUCCGUGGCCCAGGAGGGCCAGUGCCGGGUAGACGACAAAGUGAAUUUCCAUUUUAUCCUGUUCAAUAAUGUGGACGGCCACCUCUACGAGCUCGAUGGGCGAAUGCCUUUCCCGGUGAACCAUGGCGCCAGUUCAGAGGACUCUCUGCUGCAGGUAAUCCAUCCCCGAGUGCCUCUCCUCCCUGCAGACCCCUUUCUUCCAGCCGCUUUUGUGCAUUCUGCUGACAUUCAGGAACCCCGAAUCACUAAUAGCAUUGUUUAGGGCUUAAAGAUGGCUUUAGUCAUUCUGUCUGCCUUGUUUUAUUAGCAGGUGGUUUUAAACCGGAUCCUAAAAAAAAAAAAAAAAAAGCCCUGACUAUAAUGUGUUUCAUGUGCCGACUUUAGUUAGAAUUGGCUUGAAAGCCAUUUUGUGUUUCGAGUGUGGGAUUAAGGAGGCCAUUGUCUCCUUGUUGGGUUAUAUACCCUCACUAAAGAGUAGAACAUCAACUCUCUCCACCUUCCCUAAUCCUUCCAGGAUUCUGGGUACAUCACCUUGUUGGGUAUAUGUUAAAAAUUUUGGCUAGGUAAAUUAUGUAUUUGGUCUCCUUCCACGUAACCUACUGGUAUCAGAACAGAAGAUUCAGAACCACUUGGCUAGAGAGAGAUGGUCAGUAUUAAACAGAGUGUGCACUGCUCAUGCGGAGGACCCAAGCUCGGUUCUCAGUACUCACAUCCAGACAGCUCAUAGCUUCCCGUAACCACCUCGAGGGCACCCACGAGCAUGCACAAACCCACACGUAGUCACACAGCUGAUGGAAGGGGCUGGAGAGAUGGCUUAGCUGGUGAUGCGCUUGCACAGGCUCCGGGUUUGAUCCCUAGCACCAUGUGAUAGCUCGUAACCGUAUAUAACUCCGUUUCCGGGGAACCGGAUGCCCUUUUCAUGCCUCCAGGGGUGCACGUGGCAUCUAGACAUGCAGGCAGGCUAAACAGUUACAUAGAUAAAACAUUCGUUAAAAGAAUGAAAUCUUGAGGACGCUUUGUUCAUCGUGCUAGAAGAGGGACUACUGUGAACUCCGUUCUGAACUGUCAUAGGCCCUUUUAACCUAGAGCUGAAUCUUUAGGCUGGGAUCAUCUUGCUGUUAAAAAGGCUAUUUUUUUUAUGAUAGAAUAUAAGACAUUGAGGUAUGACUUGACUUGUAGUAGCAACAGCAGCUACUCUUCGUCAGUGCUUGGUGUGCACACAGUGGGGGUCAGCAAAGGUUAUCCGUAAGGAGCCAGAGAGGAAGUAUUCUGGCUUUGUGUGGCGGAUGGCUCUGUGGCAAGUGUCCAGUGCUGCUUCUGUCGCUCUAGGCUCUGCUAGAUACUUCUAAAUGAACAUGUGAUCUACCUGUCUACAAAGGUUUGCUCACCUCACUGGCAAAAAGGCUGGGUUUGGCACAUAGCCUGUAGUUUAUUGACUCCUGGGCUGGGUGAUUCUCUGAGUUCUACCUUUGAGCCCCCACCAUGGUGCAGGAAGUGAGACUCCUUGCCCAUCUCUCAAAGACAGAUCAAUGCCCAAGGUUGCUAUGAAUUCAAUGGUAGAACCAUGGUUCUUGGCCUGUGUACCUUGAGACCCUUCUUUAUAAAGGAUACGGCUUUGGAACAUCAAAGAUCUGGUCAUCUCAUAGCACUCGUGGACCAAGUUCUACCAACCCAGGCACAUGGCACAACAACAUGGAGUCAUUCAGAGUGAGCGUGUCCAGGCUAAAGUUGAGCCUGUGGUAUAGGGUCUAAGAGUCAGGAUUUUUCCCUUGUCUCUG